Plasmodium fragile is the source of this 270-nucleotide messenger RNA. RefSeq lists its product as uncharacterized. The transcript has a single exon. The record is from RefSeq and is a predicted model, not a curated record. NCBI's taxonomy places the organism in Eukaryota, Apicomplexa, Aconoidasida, Haemosporida, Plasmodiidae. The annotation marks the transcript as partial.
AUGCAGAGAAGUUUAUGGCAGGAUAUAGAGGACCAACUGAAGAAGUUUAUGAAACAUUUGGACGAUCCUAUUGUGGAGCUAUAUGCAGCUAAUUGUUCAAACAGGGGUUACACAUAUCCGCCCAAGGGAAACAACCCGGUCGUAGCUAACGUGGGAGACACACUUAUGUGCAAACUCAUGACAGGAGCAUUAUAUUUUAUGAAUGAGAACAGUUGGAAUAUGGGGCGCGCGAAUACAGUGGUUACUAAUGAUGAUGAACUGAAGGAAUAU